This is a messenger RNA of Peronospora matthiolae, 570 nucleotides long. The record is from the annotation of a GenBank genome assembly. NCBI's taxonomy places the organism in Eukaryota, Oomycota, Peronosporomycetes, Peronosporales, Peronosporaceae.
AUGUGUCGCGUCGUACUGCUCGACCAGACCCAGUACGUCAACCAUCAAUUGGGAGCGGGGCUCCCAAGAAUCCCCAGGACGGGGGAUAGCCGCGCCACCGGACGAGGUAACUCGUCCGACGUCCGUUCACGUCGCGGUGGUUCAACAGCUGCUCUACUAGAUAGCGCUGGCCACCGCGAGAGUCCUCUAAUGGAGGUGGAGGAGGAGGAAAGACGCUCUCCACACGAUCAUGUGGAUCGGUGUGUUCCCGAGAGCUUCUUUGAUCGCGUAACGCAAGGGUUACGCGACGAUCUCGAGCAUGAGCGGAAUAGGCGUCUCCAGAUGGUGGACACUGCCUCGAAGCAUCGAGCUGAGUUUGCCUUUGCUCAGCUUGAGAACGAGAGAUCUCUGACAUCUCUUCGUGACGAGCUAAGGGUAGCUCGUGGGAUUGUUGAUCGGUCUCGGGCUGAGAUAACUGCUCUUCAGACCCUUGUUGAUGCCCACCAUCGGGAGCACAAGGCUCUCUGCGAGAUGCUUGAGCGCAAGGGCGUUCUUCAUCGGAAGAAGCAGCGUACUGAUGGUACGGCUUAA